AUGGGAAGCGAAAUCCCCAUCCCCGACGGCCUAAUUGAGGAGCCACUCGACCACGCCGUAGAUAUCAUUGGCGAAACCUUUAAAGACGAUCCUUUCCAGCGCUACGUGCUCAUCGACGACCUAGCCAAGAAAGGGGAAACAGAAGUUAGUUAUGAAUACAACAGGGAGAUCUUCGCAGAAGUGAUUCCGGGGAUGGUGGCAGGUGGGGCGCGGAGUAUUACUGUUGCGGGGAGUGGCAUCUCAAGUGUAUGGCGUCUCGAACCCAUAACAGACGAACCCAUCAUCUCCCCGCACUACCCGCCCGCCGUCACCGAACUCAACCUUGCCGCGCACAAGACUAAGAGACAACAUCUACCCCCAACCGCAACGCACAUGCUGCAUCUUUCCUUGCUGGGAAACUACCGCGAGCACCCCUCCAACGACAAGAGUCAGAAUCACAAAGUUAGCGAGGUGAUGAGACCAGUGCUCAAGAUGGCAAAGGAGAAGGGCUGGCCGGUUGUGCUGGAGGCAACGUCGGAGAAGGAUAACAUAGACUACGACUACCUCAAAGAGCUUAUCAAGCACCAGACCACUCCAGGCACGAACAAGGCCGUCUCCAUACCCGGCCAAGGCGAGAGCACAGAGCGGGCCUUUGGCGACACCUUCUUCAAGGUCCUCGCGGAACAACAUGAUCGCAUCAACCUAUUCAUACGAAGCAAGAGCGGCGAGAUCGAGCGGCGGCUAGAGCACUUCAGCAAGACCCUACAGCAACUACGCGCGAAACGCGAUCCGGCAAGCGGGCGCCUCCCCGCCCGUACCGUGGAGAGAUAUGCGAAGAUCGAAGCAGACGUCCUGAGGACCGGCGAGGAAAUCAGGUCGCUAUCCCGCUUCCAAGUUACCCAACGAACAGGCUUCGUUAAGAUCCUGAAGAAAUAUAAGCGCUGGACCAAAGAUGGAGAGCUUGCCUACGUUUUCAAGCAAGAGAUCAGUAGUCGCCCGGACAGCCUUUUUCAGCUAGACCUGGGCUACCUGUUGGACCAGUUCAUCGACGCACUUGACACGCUCCGUUUGGCUUUCGAUGUCGAGGGUACAUCGGCAGCCAACGCUACCAGUGUUACUGGUCAGUCGCCGGCUGCGCGCAUAUCAAGAAGUUUGGAGAAAGGAGAUGAUGUAGACUUUGACCUAGCGCUGGAUACAGUGCCCUUGGGCUCCAAAGGAAGCAAAGCAACAUAUUGGAUACACCCGGAUCACAUUGUUGAGGCCCAGGUGUUGCUUCUUCAACACAUGCGACUUUAUAUCAACAAAGCAAGGCGUAAUUCAUCUUCCAGACCAACACCGCUUCGCCGCCACUCGUCCACGGCCAACAUGGAUCCGUAUGUUGGGAGCGAAGAUACAACUGGGCUUGUUGUUCUUGAUCACCCCGAGACAUUUGCAUUCAAGCAAAACGCAAGCACGAUAGGCGCGGCUGAGGAGAUGCAAGGGAGCAUUGGAAUCAAGGCAGCGGGGCAGGUACGGUGCUGUGCUUCGAGUCAAGCGGCGGUUAUUGUUUGUGACGAAGGCGAUGCGCAACACGCACCACCAUCCAGUGUCAAAACAGUAAAGAUGGAACGCAGAUAUCUGAAAAACUUCUUGGAUACAUCUGUGACUGAUGACAGUAUUAAGCAUUCGUGUUGCCCAAGGGAGAAUGCAUUGACUGUUCGGCAAUGGCUUGCUGAACACGCAUCAGCAAAGCCCAUUGCUGGUGCACUCUUGAAGCGAACUCGGUUUACUGGACUUCACAACAAUUCUGCAGGAGGUAUUUGGGCAACUCUGGACAAGGACAUCUCUUUGACAGAACAGCUAUUUGACGACCUCGACGGUGACGAUUGGACUGCAGCCGCCAAAUCAGAGUCGACCAAGCGGUUUCCUCAUGCCAUCCUAGAGAUUCGCCGUGAAGGCAACCAGGCUACGUCUCUCAUACAGAUGCUUGACCGAAGUCAUUUGGUUGAGCGUGUCCGAGGCUUCUCUUUAGAAGCACAUGCUGUGUGGGCUUGCUGCAAGCCAGGCGCCAUGUCUGCGCCUUUUUGGACUUCCCUCCUGGACAAGGACAUUCGCAAAUUACCAGAGCCCGUCCAACGACGGAGCCGCAAAGCUAGGGGUAGUGCCAGCGCUUCGGUAUCACAGAUGUCUCCUACAGCUACAUCCACAUCUAAUACUUCGUACGACGGCCACUCUAGCCCGCUUGCGUCACGCUACGAGGAGUCUUCUGCGACAUCGGUACAUGAGUUUGUCGAUCCGCCGCCACUGCAGGCAUUUAGGAAGAAGAGUCGCAAGCCCUACUCUGACUAUCCUCCCCCGAUGAUACGGGGAGAGUCUGAGGCAGAGGCACAGCCACGGUACUGGAACGAAUACGACCAUUCGGAAGACGAAGAAGGGGGCUAUUAUAUCUAUAUCGACCCCGAUGCGUCUGUGAAAUUUCCGGGACAGGAGUUUUUCGAGGCAUGUGCGAGGAAAACAAGAAAGCUGUUUGGGAUACAAGAGGAACCCGAAGAGGAAUCACUCUCUGGCAUUGAGGAUUCGGACGACGACGACAACGACACGGUUGAUUCAUCGCCCAUUAUCCACGCGGCAAAUUACGGAGCAAUUGAUUCGAGCAGGCAAGGCACAGAGGGAAAGGGCUAUUUCAGCACUCUGUUCCGGUCCUUGCGUGAUCCCCACCGCGACGCGGACAUUUUCAACGAGCGGCGCGCACUACUAGGCGAGGUCGAGAGUAACCAACACAAGGUUGAAAUGACCAAAUUACGGUUUUACUCGACAGCUCUGGGCGCGGCUGUAGUGUUGGAUCUCGUCUUGUGUCUGAUGACGGUGACGAGCCGGAGGAAGGAGCGAGGUGCUGUGGAUGCUGGCGUUAUGAUUGGUACUAUUUGUUCGCUUGUCUUGUGUGUUGUCGCUGUGAUCAGCAUGCAGACACGUAGGGAGCGGUUAGGAUGGGUGCAUCAGGGAGCAGUGCUGAGCAUCGCGGGUGCGGUGGUAGCGUUGGACAUUAUACUUUUGCUGUGGGUAGCACGGGUUUGA
Molecule: messenger RNA, 3033 nt
Organism: Bipolaris oryzae ATCC 44560
Lineage: Eukaryota; Fungi; Ascomycota; Dothideomycetes; Pleosporales; Pleosporaceae
Exons: 5
Coding region: 1-3033 (1010 amino acids)
Biological process (GO): vacuole fusion, non-autophagic; microautophagy; polyphosphate metabolic process
Cellular component (GO): fungal-type vacuole membrane; vacuolar transporter chaperone complex
Source: RefSeq, a predicted model, not a curated record